Molecule: messenger RNA, 1632 nt
Organism: Coniosporium apollinis CBS 100218
Lineage: Eukaryota; Fungi; Ascomycota; Dothideomycetes
Product: malate synthase, glyoxysomal
Exons: 5
Coding region: 1-1632 (543 amino acids)
Biological process (GO): glyoxylate cycle
Cellular component (GO): cytoplasm; peroxisomal matrix
Molecular function (GO): malate synthase activity
Source: RefSeq, a predicted model, not a curated record
AUGGCAGCAAACCCCGAUCAGGUCCUCAAGGACGUCAACAUCCUCGGCCAGCUCAACGACAAGACCCGCCAGAUUCUCAGCAAAGAUGCUACCGUCUUCCUCGCUCUCCUCCACCGCACCUUCAAUGAGAGGCGCAAGGCCCUUCUCCAGCGGCGCAUGAUCCGCCAGGCCGAGCUCGACAAGGGCAACCUCCCAGACUUUCUCCCAGAGACCAAGCACAUCCGAGAGAACGAUGCAUGGAAGGGCGCUCCCCCGGCGCCGGGCAUGAUAGACAGGCGCGUGGAGAUCACGGGCCCGACAGACAGGAAGAUGGUCGUCAAUGCGCUGAACUCGGAUGUGUGGACAUAUAUGGCGGACUUCGAGGACUCGAAUGCGCCAACAUGGGACAACAUGAUCAACGGCCAACUCAACCUCUAUGACGCCAUCCGCAAGCAGGUCGACUUUAAGCAAGGCGAGAAGGAGUACAAGCUGCGCACCGACCGCGUCCUGCCUACCCUCAUCGCCCGCGCUCGAGGCUGGCACCUCGAGGAGAAACACAUGACUGUAGACGGCGAGCCUAUCUCUGGCAGUCUGUUCGACUUCGGUCUCUACUUCUUCAACAAUGCCAAGGAGCUCGUCAAGCGGGGCACUGGGCCGUACUUCUACCUCCCGAAGAUGGAGUCGCAUCUCGAGGCCAGGCUGUGGAACGAUGUGUUCAAUCUGGCGCAAGAUUACAUUGGCAUGCCCCGAGGCACCAUCCGGGGUACCGUGCUGAUUGAGACUAUUCUCGCCGCUUUCGAGAUGGACGAAAUAAUCUACGAACUCCGGGACCACAGCUCAGGCCUCAACUGCGGUCGCUGGGACUACAUCUUCAGCGUGAUCAAGCGCUUCCGCCAGAACUCCAACUUCGUCCUUCCCGACCGCUCCGCCGUGACGAUGACCGUCCCCUUUAUGGACGCCUAUGUUAAGCUCCUCAUCAAGACCUGCCAUAGGCGAGGCGUGCACGCCAUGGGCGGUAUGGCGGCCCAAAUCCCCAUCAAGACCGACCCCGCCGCCAACGAAGCAGCCAUGAACAACGUGCGUAGCGACAAGCUGCGUGAAGUGCGCGCCGGCCACGACGGUACCUGGGUCGCACACCCCGCGCUCGCCUCGAUCGCGACCGAGGUCUUCAACGCGCACAUGCCGACGCCGAACCAGAUGUUCAUCCGUCGCGAAGACGUCAACAUCACCGCCAACGACCUGCUCAACAUGAACGUGCCCGGCAAGAUCACCGAGGAGGGUAUCCGCAAGAACCUCAACAUCGGGCUUGGGUAUAUGGAGGGCUGGCUCAGGGGCGUUGGGUGUGUGCCGAUUAACUUCUUGAUGGAGGAUGCGGCCACCGCGGAGGUCAGUAGGAGUCAGCUGUGGCAGUGGUGCAGGCAUAACAUUAGCACCGCGGAGGGGAAGAGGGUGGAUAAGGACUAUGCGCUCAAGCUGCUGAGGGAGCAGGCGAAGGAGUUGGAGGGCAAGGCGCCCAAGGGGAACAAGUUCGGCUUGGCGGCGAAGUAUUUCGAGGGGCAGGUUACCGGGGAGGACUAUUCGGAGUUUUUGACCUCGCUGCUGUACAAUGAGAUCACGAAUGUGGGUUCUCCGUCCCCUGCGGCGAAAUUGUAA